GAUAAAAUGCUGCCACUAUAAUGGCAGCCAAAAGGCCCUGCUGCAGCCGGACACCCGAUCUCCUGUUUGGCUCCGGCUUCCUUUUGUUCAAGUAUUUCAUAUCUACGUUAGCCAUACUAAAAAAAACUAACAGUGGACGCGAGAGCAGUGAUGGACCUUAGACUUGGUGACCGGGGCUUCAGGAAUGGGGAAUAAACAGACCCACUUUACAGGACAGCAGCUAGACGCCUAUCAGGACUGUACGUAUUUCACAAGGAAAGAAAUUCUCAGACUGUUCUACCGCUAUCGGGAUUUGGCACCGCAGCUUGUUCCUCUUGACUACACCAGCCAGCCAGAUGUGAAGUUACCAUAUGAGCUGAUUGGCAGCAUGCCCGAGCUGAAGGACAACCCAUUCCGCCAGAGAAUCGCUGAGGUUUUUUCGGAGGACGGAGAAGGGAACAUGACCCUGGACGACUUCCUGGACAUGUUCUCCGUCCUCAGCGAGAUGGCUCCCCGUGACCUCAAGGCCUACUACGCUUUCAAAAUCUAUGAUUUUAACAACGAUGACUUCAUCUGCAAAUCCGACCUAGAGAAGACGCUGAACAAGCUGACCCGUAACGAGCUCACAGAGGAAGAGGUGGGGAUGGUUUGUGAGAAGGUGAUAGACGAGGCAGAUCUGGACAACGACGGGCGUCUCUCACUCGAGGAUUUCCAGCACAUGAUUGUCAGAGCUCCAGAUUUUCUCAGCACCUUCCACAUAAGGAUAUAAGGGUUUCAAGAUUUCUUUUGUGUUAAUUCCGAUAUUCAUUCUUAUGCCACAAGGCACAAAGAUGAUUUUAAUUUACCGUUUUGUAGAACAUGGAAACAUCAAUCUUUCAUCAGUUACAGA
Molecule: messenger RNA, 868 nt
Organism: Cololabis saira (Pacific saury)
Lineage: Eukaryota; Metazoa; Chordata; Actinopteri; Beloniformes; Belonidae
Gene: cib3
Product: calcium and integrin binding family member 3
Exons: 6
Coding region: 185-748 (187 amino acids)
Molecular function (GO): calcium ion binding
Source: RefSeq, a predicted model, not a curated record